Pieris napi is the source of this 1676-nucleotide messenger RNA. RefSeq names its product zinc finger protein 723-like. Gene Ontology annotation, cellular component: nucleus. The transcript has 2 exons. The coding region runs from base 126 to 1349 and encodes 407 amino acids. The record is from RefSeq and is a predicted model, not a curated record. NCBI's taxonomy places the organism in Eukaryota, Metazoa, Arthropoda, Insecta, Lepidoptera, Pieridae.
CGUGUUUAUUUACAGUAUAAAAGAUUUUAUUAUUAUUCAAAUUAUAUUUUAAACAAGAAUAUAAACCUUAUGACAUAUUAAGAGCUAAGGUUUAAUUAGACAUCCCUCUAAAGAUCAGAUACUAAAUGGAUGCAAAUGAAGACAUAGAAGUGAAAGAACAGCAAAGUUCCAAUUUACAAGCGGUAAAAAUGGAUGAAAGUAAUGAUUCUGGGGAGAAUACAUCAUUAAAGCAAGAUUUAAAAUUGGAGCCCGAACUAUAUAGUUACGACACAAAUGUCUAUAAGAAAUACUUUUUACGUGAGAAUAAACUUAAGCAAGAUGUCUAUAUUGAAGACGACAAGAUAAAAAGCACAAGGAGUAGAAGUACAAAAGAUACAAUAACGAAGGAUAUUCUAGAAGAUUUAUAUAUUUGUGAUAUUUGCGAUUUCACAUCAUCUUCAGAAAUAGGAAUGACUUCACAUAGAAACAGUCAUAAUAAUAUUACAAAUAAAUAUAAAUGUAAUAUUUGUAAACAAGAGUUUAGUACAAACACAUUAUUAAAAAAUCACAAAGAUAAACAUGUAGAUGAAACAUUUCUAUGUAAAAAAUGCAAACUAGCAUUCUCAGAUCACAGAGUAUAUCUUACUCACUUGAUAAAUCACAUGACGAAGCCACCCUAUACUUGCUUUGAAUGCGAUUAUGAAUUUAGAAAACUACGAAGUUUAAAGGCUCAUAUUAAGCGUCAUUUUUUAGAUGUCGAAGUUCAAUGUCCUAUCUGUAAGAAAAAACUUGAAAAGAGAUCUUUGAAUAAUCAUAUUCAAAUCCGUCAUUCUGCAACAACUGAAUGUAUUGAGUGUCAUAAAGUUGUGUCAAAGAAAAAUAUUGAUUACCAUAUGGCAGUACACACUGGAUUGAAACCUUUUCAAUGUUUAUAUUGUGGUAAAGGUUUUAUAACAACAUCUCAACGACUAAGACAUAGUAGACAACAUACAGACUAUAGACCAUACAAAUGUGAAAUCUGCGACCGAGCUUUUCCACAAAAUAUAGAGUUACAAAAGCACAUUUUAAGCAAACACUCAUCACAUCGGUAUGAAUGUGAUACUUGUGGUAAAAGGUACAAACAUAAGAACUCUUUGGCUAUGCAUAUCCGCAUACACACAAACUACAAACCAUUUAAGUGUCCUAAGUGCCCAGAAGUGUUUACAGUGUUACCAUCUUUAAAAAGUCAUUUUUAUACAAGACAUAUUAAAGAAAACAAAUUUCAUUGUGAGACAUGUGGUAAUGAAUUCAAAACAGUUUCAGGCUUAAGAAGGCAUAAAUUGGCUAAAGCACACCAAAGAAUGGAAUAUAAGUUAAAGAUGGAGAAAUAAAUUAACUUUAAAAUAUCAAGUCAUACUAAAUUAUUUUUCUAACGCACAGAUAAUUGACAAAAAAGUAUUUUAUGUAGGCAGCUAAGAACAGGAGCUUUGAAUUCAAGAAAGCAAAUGUUUCAACCAACCUUCAAAAUCUGUUUUAUAUAGGUAUCACCGAAUUACACAUUAGUUUCCAACUAAUGACGAUGUCUACAAUAAAGUCGAAAAUAAACACUUAUUCUAUUACUUGUAAGCAAAUUACUGACUAACUCAGUGCUUUUGUUUUCGAUUUGUAUUUUAUUUGUAUUGCUUGAGUAUUAACAAAUAUAAGUUCAUUGAACACAA